This is a messenger RNA of Raphanus sativus (radish), 1484 nucleotides long. Its product is annotated as aspartic proteinase nepenthesin-1. Gene Ontology annotation, biological process: proteolysis. The transcript has a single exon. Gene Ontology annotation, molecular function: aspartic-type endopeptidase activity. The record is from RefSeq and is a predicted model, not a curated record. The coding region runs from base 55 to 1428 and encodes 457 amino acids. Gene Ontology annotation, cellular component: extracellular region. NCBI's taxonomy places the organism in Eukaryota, Viridiplantae, Streptophyta, Magnoliopsida, Brassicales, Brassicaceae.
UACCACUCUUUUAAUCUCACAUCAUCCACUCACACACACACGCACACACAAACCAUGGCUUCUUCUUUGUUACUCUAUUUCUUUCUUAUCACCUUCUCAUGUUUCAUCGCUCUUUCAUCAUCACGAAAAUCAUUAACCAGCCAUCAUCCUCCAACAAACCUUCCAAGAUCCGGUUUUCGAUUAAGUCUACAACACGUAGACUCCGGUAAAAACCUCACAAAGAUCCAAAAGAUCCAAAGAGGUAUUAACCGCGGAUUCCACAGGCUAAACAGGUUAGGAGCUGCAGCUGUUUUAGCUGCAUCAUCUCGUCCUGAUGAUACCAACAACAUCAAAGCACCUACUCAUGGAGGAAGCGGCGAGUUUCUUGUGGAUUUAGCUAUAGGAAACCCUCCGGCUAAAUACUCUGCUAUAUUAGAUACCGGGAGUGACCUUAUAUGGACGCAAUGCAAGCCUUGCACCGAGUGUUACGACCAACCAUCUCCUAUUUUCGACCCGAAAAGGUCUUCUUCUUACACAAAAGUUGGUUGCUCUUCUGGUCUUUGCUACGCACUGCCUCGGUCUACCUGCAACCAAGACGAAGGAGCUUGUGAGUAUUUGUAUACCUAUGGAGAUUACUCGUCCACAAGAGGGGUCUUGGCCAAGGAAACGUUCACUUUCGGUGGCGAAAACUCGGUUUCGGGUAUAGGGUUUGGGUGUGGAGAUGAGAACGAAGGAGACGGGUUCUCUCAAGGGUCGGGUCUUGUAGGUCUUGGUCGUGGACCGCUCUCGCUUAUUUCUCAGCUCAAGGAGACUAAGUUCUCUUAUUGCUUGACCGCUAUUGAUGAUACCAAAGCAUCUAGCUCUCUGUUUAUUGGAUCUCUAGCCUCGGAUAUAGUCAAGAAAAGCGGUGGGAGGUUAGAAGGCGAAGCCACCAAAACCAUUUCCUUGCUACGAAACCCUAGCCAGCCCUCGUUCUAUUACCUUGACCUACAAGGCAUCACCGUCGGUUCAAAACGUCUUUCUAUAGAGAAGUCUAUGUUCGAACUAGCUGAAGAUGGAACAGGAGGCAUGAUCAUAGACUCUGGCACGACCCUCACGUAUCUAGAGGAGGAGGUGUUUAAUAGCUUGAAGAAGGAGUUUACUUCGCGGAUGAGUUUACCGGUUGAUGAAUCAGGGUCUACAGGACUUGACUUGUGCUAUACGUUAUCUAAUGAGGCUAAGAAUGUCGCUGUUCCUAAGCUGGUUUUUCAUUUUAAGGGUGCGGAUUUGGAGCUUCCCGGUGAUAAUUACAUGGUGGAGGAUCCGAGUGCUGGUGUUUUGUGUUUGGCUAUGGGGAAAUCUAAUGGGAUGUCUGUUUUUGGAAAUUUUCAGCAGCAGAAUUUUAAUGUAGUUCAUGAUCUUGAGAAGGAUAAGGUGUCGUUUGUUCCCACUGAAUGUGGAAAGUUGUAGAAUUUUAAUUGUUUCCUUCGUUUAUUAUUAAUAAACUUGCAUGCUUUGUGACAAAA